AUGUAUUACGGACCAGACUGGCUCCUCCCUGUGUAUUACAGACCGGUCCAGGCCCUCCCCGUCUAUUACGGAACAGACCAGUUCCCCUUGGUGUAUUAUGGACCAGACCUGUACCUCCCUGUGUAUUAUGGACCAGACCGGCUCCCCCUCGUGUAUUACGGACCAGAUCAGCUCCUCCCCGUGUAUUACGGACCAGACCGGCUCUCCCUCGUGUUUUACGGACCAGACUGGCUCCCUGUCAAGUAUUACGGACCUGACCGGCUCCCCCUCAUGUAUUACAGACCACACCAGCUCCCCCUCAUGUAUUACGAGCCAUACCAGCUCCUCCCCAUGUAUUACGGACCAGUCCGGCUCCUCCCCAUGUAUUACGGAACAGACCAGUUCCCCUUCGUGUAUUAUAGACCAGACUGGCUCUGCCUCGUUUAUUAUGGACCACGCCAGUUCCCCCUCACGUAUUAUGGACAAGUCUGGCUCCCCCUCGUGUAUUAUGGACCAGACCAGCUCCUCCUCGUGUAUUACGGACCAGACCGGCUCCUCCCUGUGUAUUAUGGACCAGACCGGCGGCCCAUAGUUUAUUACAGAUGGGACAGGCUCCUCCUUGUGUAUUACGGACCAGACCGGCUACCCUUCGUGUAUUACGGACCAGACCAGGUCCUCCUCAUGUAUUACAGACCAGACUGGCUACCCCUUCUGUAUUACAGACCAGACCGGCUCUGCCUCAUGUUUUACGGACCAGACCGGCUCCCCGUCGUGUAUUAUGGACCAGACCGGCUCCCCCUCGUGUAUUACGAGCCAUACCAGCUCCUCCCUGUGUAUUAUGGACCAGUCCGGCUCCUCCCCGUGUAUUACAGAACAGACCAGUUCCCCUUGGUGUAUUAUGGACCAGAGCUGUACCUCCCUCGUGUAUUACAGACCAGACUGGCUCUGCCUCGUGUAUUACGGACCAGACCGGCUUCCCCUCGUGUAGUACAGGCCAGACCGGCUCCCCCUCAUGUAUUACGGACCAGAUCGGCUCCUCCCUGUGUAUUACGGACCAGACCAGUUCCCCCUCGUGUAUUACACCGGCUCCCCCUCAUGUACUAUGGACCAGACCAGCUCCUCCCCAUGUAUUACAGACCAGACCAGCUCCCCCUUGUGUACUAUGGACCAGUCCGGCUCCCCCUUCUGUAUUACGAGCCAUACCGGCUCCUCCCCAUGUAUUACGGACCAGUUCGGUUCCUCCCCGUGUAUUACUGA
Messenger RNA from Hemiscyllium ocellatum (epaulette shark), 1236 nucleotides. RefSeq lists its product as uncharacterized. Bases 1 to 1236 code for a protein of 411 amino acids. NCBI's taxonomy places the organism in Eukaryota, Metazoa, Chordata, Chondrichthyes, Orectolobiformes, Hemiscylliidae. The transcript has 2 exons. The record is from RefSeq and is a predicted model, not a curated record.